Aquila chrysaetos chrysaetos is the source of this 2536-nucleotide messenger RNA. Its product is annotated as septin-9-like. Gene Ontology annotation, cellular component: cell division site; microtubule cytoskeleton; septin complex. Gene Ontology annotation, biological process: cytoskeleton-dependent cytokinesis. Lineage: Eukaryota; Metazoa; Chordata; Aves; Accipitriformes; Accipitridae. Gene Ontology annotation, molecular function: GTPase activity; GTP binding; molecular adaptor activity. The record is from RefSeq and is a predicted model, not a curated record.
CCCCCCGCACACACCCCCCCCCCCCCCCCCCCCACCGCCCCGGCGCUGCCGCCGCCUGCCCAUGCGGGUGUCCCGGGUGGGCGGCAGCCGCCGGCCCCCCCCCGCCCCGGCAUGGCCCGGCUCUCCGUCAAGGAGCACUUGGACGGGAUCCUCUCCGACUUCGAAGCGCUCAAGAAGUCGUUUGAGGUGGAGGAUGGGGACGAGGCGCCCGGCUCCCCACCGGUGUCCCUGCUGCCCUCGGGCACCGGCGACAGUCACCGGCCACUGCAGCCCAGCCACCCGCCCUGCUCGGGCACCGCCGCCAGCCCCAGCCCGGCUCCCAGCCCCGUGCUGCGCAGCCGGCUCGGCACCAGCCUCUCCGCCGGCCGAGCCAACGGCGCUGCUGGCACCGGCAUCGCCCGCGUCGCCUCCUUCCAGACCCGCCAGGGCUUCGCUGCGGGGCCGGGCAGCGACGGCGAGAGCCUCCGCAGCUCAUCCUCCAGCCUGGAGAGCCCCGCGCCCACCGGGCCCCCCCAGCCACCGGGCCCCCCCCCGGCCACCGGCCCCGGCCUGAAGAAGGUCCCGUCCCACAGCAGCGUCUUCCCGGCGGAGGUGGAGCAUCCCCUCCGUGGGGCCGCCGCCAGCCACGGCUCGCUGCCGGCGCUGGACCUGCACAUUGCCGAGGAGCCGGGGAUGGGGACCCCCCCGCCGGACCCCUCGCCGUGGGGCCCCCGGAGCCCUGCGACCCAGCCUCGAGCUCGCCAGCCUUCCUCCUUCUCCUCCUCCUCCUCCUCCCCAGCCCCGUACGAUGGCACCGAGGCAGCCCCGGGGCUGCCCGCGCUCCCCGAGGGGCCGGGGGGGCGGCUGCCGGGGGGGUGGGACGCUGCCCUCCGCGCGCUGCCCCGGCCGCAGCUGAGGGUCAGCCUCGGUGCCAGCCCUGGCCUGGCCCACCGGCCCCCGCCGCUGCCCCGGGGCCAGGGGGAGGCAGCCCCGGCCCCCGCCGCCCCUUCCCCGGGGAGGGCUGAGGGGCCGCCGCCGCCGGCCCCCCAAGCCGCUCCCUUCAAGCUGGUGUCCCAGCCGCAGACGGUGCAAGUGAGCUCCCAGCCUGCCUUCCUCGGGGGGCUGGUGCUGGUGCCGGCCCUGGGGACCCCGGCACCGACCGGUGGAGUCGGGGCGAACACCCCCAGCGCCGGGCUGGCGGGGCCGCGGGGACCCUGCACGGUGGCAGCGGUUCCUGGCGAGGCUGCAGACGGCGGCUGGGCUGCGGUGACGCCGGAGCACGGGAGCAGCCUGGAGCCUGAGGAGCACAGCAUGGAGCCAUCGGCCGUGCCGGAGGAGGAGGAGGAGAUGCCCCUCACCGCGGCGUCCGGCCCGGCGGGUUGCCAGCUCUUCGGUUACGUGGGAAUCGAAGCUGUGCUCGAUCAGAUGAAAAUCAAAACCAUGAAGACGGGCUUCGAGUUCAACAUCAUGGUUGUGGGGCAGAGUGGGCUGGGGAAGUCGACGAUGGUGAACACCCUCUUCAAGUCCAAGGUGAGCCGCAAAGCCUCACAGCCCGGCCAGGAGGAACGCAUCCCCAAGACGGUGCAGGUGCAGUCCAUCACCCACGUCAUCGAGGAGAAGGGCGUGAAGAUGAAGCUGACGGUGACGGACACGCCAGGGUUUGGGGACCAGAUCAACAAUGAGAACUGCUGGGACCCCAUCAUCAAAUACAUCAACGAGCAGUACGAGAGGUACCUGCGCGAGGAGGUCCUCAUCACCCGCAAGAGGAAGAUCCCGGACACCCGGGUCCACGGAUGUGUCUACUUUGUCCCCCCCACGGGUCACUGGCUGCGCCCACUGGACCUGGAGUUCAUGCAGCGGCUCAGUAAGAUCGUCAACGUGGUGCCGGUGAUCGCCAAAGCCGACACGCUCACCCUGGAGGAACGGGCAGAGUUCAAGCAACGGAUCCAGGAGGACCUGAAGACCCACGCCAUCAGCGUGUACCCACAGGAGGACUUCGACCAGGACCCAGAUGACCGGCUGCUGAACGACAGGAUUCGGGAGAAGAUCCCCUUCGCCGUGGUGGGGGCCGACCAGGAGCACCAGGUGAACGGCAAGCGGGUGCUGGGCCGCAAGACCAAGUGGGGCAUCAUUGAAGUGGAGAAUCCGGCACACUGUGAGUUCCCCCUCCUGCGGGACCUGCUGAUCCGGUCUCACCUGCAGGACCUGAAGGACAUCACCCACAACGUCCAUUACGAGAGCUACCGCGUGCGGCGGCUGAACGAGAGCAACCGGCCAGCGCUGAGCCCCCUCAACGGGCUGCCCGGCAAGGGCGAGGGCAGCAGCAACCUCUGAGCCACCGUGUCCCCGUGUCCCCCCCUCCCCAGAGUCACCGCUGGACCCCUGUGGCAGUGCCUGUCCCCUGCCCACCAGUGGCUGUGCCUGGAGCCUGCCUGGGGUGAGGAGCCUCCUGAGAGUGCCAGGCUGCCCCAGGUUGAGUUCCCCGAGCCCUCGUCCCCAAGCUCCGCCAUGGGCACAGACCCCCUGGACUCUGCACAGCAUUAAAGAUCGACCCAGA